AUGCAUACGAACGAUAAGCUUUGGAGAGCGAUGACAUCGAAACGAAGUCUUUUACUAGCCUCCAUUAAUAUGGUUUGGUCGGCUAUCGAGGCAAUGGAAUGUGUGGAUCGUGGACAGGCAACGAUAUGUGCUGCUCAUGAGGAAGAGGGCAACUGUAAAAGACCCGAAUUCGAACCGCAAAUGAAGCUACUGUGCAGAAAAACUUGUGAACUCUGCGCUUGA
Messenger RNA from Cooperia oncophora, 222 nucleotides. NCBI's taxonomy places the organism in Eukaryota, Metazoa, Nematoda, Chromadorea, Rhabditida, Trichostrongylidae. The record is from the annotation of a GenBank genome assembly.